Molecule: messenger RNA, 1678 nt
Organism: Oryzias melastigma (Indian medaka)
Lineage: Eukaryota; Metazoa; Chordata; Actinopteri; Beloniformes; Adrianichthyidae
Gene: myoz1a
Product: myozenin 1a
Exons: 6
Coding region: 224-1171 (315 amino acids)
Cellular component (GO): actin cytoskeleton; Z disc
Molecular function (GO): FATZ binding; actin binding; telethonin binding
Source: RefSeq, a predicted model, not a curated record
CUUCAACCUCCUCCUCCUUCUGUCUUGACACUUCUUCCACCCACACCCCCCGACCCUCCGGAAUAUCCCUUAUCUGAGUGUUGGGCAGGUUUUGCACUUCCCAGGACCCGAGUCCGUAGGGUCAGAGGCUCGAAGGGAUUUGUAAACUUGCGAUUAAGAUCGAGAACUUCUGCUUGGUAUUUAUAGGUCUAAUUCUCCUUCCAGGAUUACAACGAAACCCGACAUGCCUCUGAGAACACCUGCCCCCCUAAACAAGCGGAAAAAGCCCUCCAAGAUCAUCACCGACCUAUCGCAUAUCACUCAGAAUGAAUAUGAGUCAGAACCAGAGGCAUCGGAGUUCGACCUGGGAACGAAGAUCCGGACUCCCAGAGACAUCAUGCUGGAAGAGCUCUCCCUGAUGAAGAACAGAGGCUCAAAGAUGUUCAAGAUGAGGCAGCAGAGAGUGGAGAAGUUCAUCUACGAGAACAACCCCGAUAUCUUCAGCAGCGAGUCGCUGGACAGCCUCCAGAAGUUUGUACCCUCCCUGGGGGGUCAAAUGGGAGGUCAGACAAUAAACGUCGGUGGGCAUCAUGUCAGUAAAGAGUAUGGACAUAUGUAUUUAGGAGCAAUACCUGUAGGAGGGGCCCCUGUACCUCCGCCAAAGCCUGGAAGUAAAGGUGUUGGAGUGGGAGGAGCAGGCGGUGGGGUUGGAACUGAAGGUGCAGGUGGACAGGGUCGGGGAGACAGCCUGGGGAAAGCACAGGGGGCCGGCGAGUGGUCUUCACACAAAGUGGGUGGAAAAGCUGGUGAAUCCAACAAGCAGUUUCUUGUGAAAACGUACAUCUCACCAUGGGAGAAAGCCAUGAAGGGUGAUGAGAACCUGCUCUCCACCCUAAAACCAAUGAUGCCCGGUCCUAUUGACCAUAAGGAUUUGCCCAAGUACAAGUGCUUUAACAGGGCUGCCAUGCCUUUUGGGGGCUUUGAAAAGGCGAACCAGCUCAUGAAAUUCCAGUUGCCAGAAGCCCAGGCGACCAAAGAGGAGCCUGAACCCUCGGUGGUGUACCAGCACGACAUCGGCUGCCGGCCUUCCUUCAACCGCACUCCUAUUGGUUGGGUGGGAAGCAACGAGCCCAGCAGCAUUCACAUGGAGACCGAUGCUGUGCCGUUUGAUGGAGAGACGGACGAGCUGUAAAAACAAAUCCUGUGAUCACACUUAAUGUACAAGAAUACAUGCAAGCACAACUGUAUGUCACGAUACACACACGUCGGAUAGGUUGAUAUUUCUUAGUGGUACUGACACAUUUAAAAGUCUUAGUGGUGGUAACUGAAAGUGUACAUGAGUUGCUGUAAAAAUAAACAGAAUGGCAAAGGAAGAAGCAGCAAAUAUCACACUGAAACAAACCUUUUUGUUUAGUCACAGCUUUGGUUUGUGAGACACAUAAAUAAGUGUAAUAAAGAAAGUUUUGUCAAUAAGAAAAAUAAUAAAUUAUGCGUGAGAAUUAUAAAUGAAAUGUUACAGUUGUACAUGUUGUCUUAAUGUUACCUUUACGUUCAUGUUGUUAAAGAUUGAUUAUUUGUAAAAAGGUGAUGAAUCCCACACAAAUUUGUCUUAUUCAGUAUGCAUGUUGUUCCUUAUCCCUACAAAGCAUAUAGGAAAUAUAUAUUUUGCCAUAAUAAACUGACAUUAUUUUUGAAUGUA